This is a messenger RNA of Cynara cardunculus var. scolymus (artichoke), 903 nucleotides long. RefSeq lists its product as uncharacterized. Lineage: Eukaryota; Viridiplantae; Streptophyta; Magnoliopsida; Asterales; Asteraceae. The transcript has 3 exons. The record is from RefSeq and is a predicted model, not a curated record. Bases 1 to 903 code for a protein of 300 amino acids.
AUGCAUGAAGAUGACAACUCUCUCAUGGAUAGCAGUAAGGAUGACCGUAUGGCAGUGGAAGUGCAUGCGCCGGCUAUUGAAGUUGACAGGCUGCAAAAGGUUAUUGAUAAUGGCCCAUGGACUUUUAAAAAUAUUCCCAUCUUUAUUCAAAAGUGGAGGCCGGGAUUAAAUCUGAAUUCAAAUUUGCAUGAUAAAAUACCUAUUUGGGUUAGAAUUCAUGAUAUACCAUAUGACGUUUGGAAUGAUGAGGGUCUCAGUCACAUAGCAAGUAAAAUAGGUAUUCCCCUAGCUUUGGACUCAUGGACUGCUAAUAUGUGUAAGUAUGCUGCUGGAAAAUCUGCUUUUGCUCGUGUUUUGCUUGAGGUGCCUUUUAGGAACACUUGGAUAGAUGAGGUUAAAGUUCGUAUUCCUGACCCUGACACUCUUGCUAUGACUCUAUAUUCUCUACGUGUUGACUAUGAAUGGAAACCUCCUACAUGCAUUAACUGUCAUAUCUUUGGACAUUCUGACUCUGCCUGUUUGCAUACUUUGACUAAGAAUGAUAUGAAUGUGAAAUCCACAAAUGAGCAAUGCACUACUGGAAAGAAUAUUAUGAUAGAUAGUGAGGGAUUCCAUACUCGUGUCCAAAAGCAAAGCCAAAAGCCUAAGGCUCCGAUACCUGUUGCACGGAAAAAUUAUAAAAAGAAGGAGACCCGCCCCCCUGCAUCUAACGGGAAGCAAGCUAGUGAGAAGAUGAAAGAAAAGGAUGACCUCCUGGAUGAGGUUGAUAUGAUUGAGAUUGAAUCUGAUGUUGGCAAUACCGCUCGAUUCGUUGCCCUUGAUCUCUCUCUUCCCCAGGUUGAUUCGAUGUCCUCUCAGGAGCCCGAGCAGAUGGACUCCACUCCCUCCCCCAUUUCCCAAUGA